GACACCUCAGCGCGCAGGCGCAGGACCCCAGCCAACAUGGCGGCGCCCGACUUCUCGGCCGGGGAGUUUGAAAAGUGGCUGAAUGAGCGGCUGGACGGCCUCGGGGCGGACCGGGAGGUUUACGGUGCCUACAUCCUCGGUGUCCUGCAGGAGGAGGAGAGCGACGAGGAGAAAAGCGACGCGCUGAACGGCAUCCUGUCCGCUUUUGUGGAUGAAGACACACUUGAGGAGGUUUGUCAGCAGAUCCUGAAUCAGUGGACCGACUGCUGCUCUCGAAAUGCAGCCGCCAGCAAUCACCCAGAGGAUGAAGUUCAAGCCAUCGCCAGUCUGAUUGAGAAGCAGGCUCAGAUCGUAGUCAAGCAGAAGGAAGUGUCUGAGGAAGCCAAGAAGAGGAAAGAGGCGCUGCUGGCUCAGUACGCGAACGUCACGGACGACGAAGAAGAAGGCGAGGACGAGGAGGAAGCGGCAGGAGCCGUGGGAAUCCCCACCGACAAAUCUCUGUUUAAGAACACCAACGUGGAGGACGUGUUUAAUCGGACCCGUCAGCAGCGCGAGCAGGCCAAGGAGGACGCAAAGAAGAAGAAGGAGCAGGACAAGAUGCAGCGUGAGAAGGAUAAGCUCACCAAGCAGGAGCGCAAAGACAGGGAGAAGAAGCGCACACAGAAGGGCGAGCGCAAGAGAUAGACGAGGAAAUCCAUUACGGACUCGAACGCUCAAGACGAGGGACGAGUAACGUCUCUGUGGACCGUGUUCUGGUGGAAACUUGGGCUUUUUCUUUUUUGUUUUGUUUGUUUGUGUCUUUCUUUCUUUUAAUAAACAGGGUUUCAGAUCUUCUCAGCA
Messenger RNA from Hemibagrus wyckioides, 840 nucleotides. It is a transcript of the gene ccdc43, whose product is annotated as coiled-coil domain containing 43. The record is from RefSeq and is a predicted model, not a curated record. NCBI's taxonomy places the organism in Eukaryota, Metazoa, Chordata, Actinopteri, Siluriformes, Bagridae. Bases 37 to 684 code for a protein of 215 amino acids. The transcript is spliced from 5 exons.